This is a messenger RNA of Eruca vesicaria subsp. sativa (arugula), 1254 nucleotides long. The record is from the annotation of a GenBank genome assembly. Lineage: Eukaryota; Viridiplantae; Streptophyta; Magnoliopsida; Brassicales; Brassicaceae.
AGUCGAUUCAGAACUAAAACUUUGAUUUCAUAACAUUUUAGGAUAUUCGUAUAAACUAUCUCUGUAUCAAAAAGUUAACACCCCCUCAAGUUACUUACUUACAUCUUCCAGAUGUAAUUCUCAAUAAAUGUCACGUGACACUAUCAUCACAAACCUAUCUACCAAACUAUACGCAUAAUCGCUAAUCUGCCACUACUACAGUCACAUCCAGAACGAUGUGUACAUUAGAGAAACGUGGCCGACUUUUCAUACUAACCCUCACCGGCGACGGAGAACACCGUCUCAACCCCACCUUACUCAACGCCAUCCACUCCGCCAUCACACAAAUCCGCUCCGAUCCAUCCUCUCCCCACUCAAUCCUCAUCACAACCUCCCACGGAAAAUUCUUCUCCAACGGCUACGAUCUCGCCUUAGCCGAAACCAACCCCUCUCUCCGCCCCGUCAUGGACGCAAAACUCCGAUCCCUAGUCGCCGACCUCAUCUCCCUCCCUAUGCCGACGAUCGCCGCCGUCACCGGUCACGCCUCCGCCGCGGGGUUUCUCCUCGCGAUGAGCCACGACUAUGUUCUGAUGCGGCGCGACAGGGGGUUUCUGUACAUGAGCGAGCUGGAUAUCGAGCUGGUGAUUCCGGCGUGGUUUAUGGCGGUGAUUAGGAUGAAGAUCGGUUCUCCGGCGGCGAGGAGGGAUGUGGUGUUGACGGCGGAGAAGGUUACGGCGGAUCGGGGUGUGGAGAUGGGGAUUGUUGAUUCGAGUUGUGGGAGUGCGGCGGAGACGGUUGAGGCGGCGAUUAAGUUGGGGGAGGAGUUAGUUAGAGGUGGAGUUGAUGGACACGUGUACGGUGGGAGGAGGGAGACUCUUUUGAGAGAGGUGCUUGAUACGAUUGGUUCGGAUGUGAGCGGUUCCGGUGGGGUGCGAAUCAGUGGAUCUAAAUUGUAGUUUGUUCAACCACGGAUACAAUUGUCUGUUUGUACGAGUCAAUAAAAUAAAAAUAAAAUAUUAUAAACAAGGACCAACUGAAAUUCACCAGAUUUUUUUUUGUUUACACAUUGUAGGUUUGAAAUAAGAUGAAAUAAUGUAAUAAACGAAAUUUAUUUAUUUAAAUGUAUGUUCAAAUUACAAAUAGUUUUUAUUUGGUUUGUCUACUGUUUACCGCUCUCCGCUAGAAGGAAAAAGGAAAAAAAACUUGUACAUAACCCCUAAUAAUAAUAUUUCUGUAAAGUUGAUUAUCUACACAAAUAUAUGUACUACAGGUUAU